GUCACCUUCAGAUGGGGGAGGGGAUCUCGUGCAGCAGACAACAAAAAGAUCAGGGAGAGAGGCUGCUGGGGGGAGCAAUAGCCCCUGCAUGACCUCUUGAGCUGGGGCUGUACAAAGGCAGACUCUGUGUUGAAUCCCCCCGCCCAUUCUCAUAGGCUUCCCCAUUCCCGUGGGCGGCACUUUCUCCCAGCGUUUGAAAUAUACUUGUUGCAGCUCUCUCUGCCUCCCGCCGCCACUUCCUCCUCCUGCACUCGGCACCUCUGGCCGCUCCACGGGGGCUCCCUUCUGAUUCCUGCAAGAAAAGCCGCCGGGCGGGCAGAUAAGCGGCAUCUAACCAGUGACGUAAGAGGUGGUGAUCUACCAGACAUUAUGAUGAUUCACUCUGGUGGAAAUGAUCUGGGCCUUAUUCCUGGUGCACGCCUCAUAAAAUACAACAAUGAAUGUGGAACAUGAAAUUAACCUCUUAGUUGAGGAGAUUCGGCGGCUGGGGACCAAAAAUGCUGAUGGAAAGCUGAGUGUGAAGUUUGGUGUGCUCUUUGCUGAUGAAAAAUGUGCCAACCUCUUUGAGGCCCUAGUGGGCACUCUUAAGGCUGCAAAACGAAGGAAGAUUGUUACUUACCCAGGAGAGUUACUUUUACAAGGUGUUCAUGACAAUGUCGAUAUUUUGUUACUGCAGGACUAAUGCAGUUUGCACUUCUCCUGUGCAUUAGUUAAUUUGUUUCAGGUAAAUGAUAUGCAGACAUUUCAGAUCAAGGCAAAUCAUCCUAGCGUGUUUUGAUGUAUUUUUCUAUAACUUUAUAGCAAAAAGGAGAUGUCUUAUUUUGGAAAAUAUUUCUUUUUGUAUUCCUUCUGUGAACAUUACUGUAAAUGAUUGUAAGGUAAAAGACACAAAAUCUCUCUUUUUAACUCAGGUAAUACAUUUAAAAAAUGCAUCUCUCAGUUAUUGUCACCAUGAAAGAAGAGACAGAACUGGUAACUUAUCUGUGUUUACAAACCAAAAUCUGCUGUGAAAGUAUAAAAUAAAACAUGCCUAAAUUUAUAUAA
Messenger RNA from Caretta caretta (loggerhead turtle), 1044 nucleotides. It is a transcript of the gene ABRACL, whose product is annotated as ABRA C-terminal like. Gene Ontology annotation, biological process: regulation of actin filament-based process. NCBI's taxonomy places the organism in Eukaryota, Metazoa, Chordata, Testudines, Cheloniidae. The record is from RefSeq and is a predicted model, not a curated record.